This is a messenger RNA of Akanthomyces muscarius, 237 nucleotides long. RefSeq lists its product as uncharacterized. Bases 1 to 237 code for a protein of 78 amino acids. NCBI's taxonomy places the organism in Eukaryota, Fungi, Ascomycota, Sordariomycetes, Hypocreales, Cordycipitaceae. The transcript is spliced from 2 exons. The record is from RefSeq and is a predicted model, not a curated record.
AUGCCUCGCAACGGAGAUGGUUCAUCACACAACGGCCCCUUUGAGGAGGCUGGCCACAACAUCGCUCACGGCGUGGGCGACGCCGGGACUGACAAGGUUGACCGCGCCGACAAGACGGCACCCAUGCCCGAACCCGAAAAGGGCGCUGGCCUCGAGGGCCUCAACGCGAGCGGCGGCCAGAGCCAAGGCAUUAAGAAGGGCGACAAUGUCGGCCAGGGCGGCUCGACCAAGGACUAA